AUGAAGUCUGUUGCUCCCGUCCUUUUCGUACUUCUUCCUUUGGCAACUGCCUUUACCGGAUCGUCUUCCUUUGCCGGUGCGUCCAUCGGAAUUUCGACUGCCAGAGAGGAACAAUCCAGCUUGACGAUGGAAUAUAUUCCUAGUGGAAUGAGCAAAGAACAGUGGCGCAAGGUCAAGGAAGCCGAAAAGUCCAAGAACAACGGCAAGAAUCUCGGAAAGACUGGCAUUACAACCUUCAAGUCCCGGUCUUUUAUGGAUUGGCAAAAAAGCGGUGGCAAGAAUCUUUUCCCAGUGGACCCUACUAAAGUCAAGAGCCCAAAAGACCUUCCUUACAUGCAACGCCCAGGCGGUAUGCCCGAUGAUUCGGACCUGAAAAAACCUAACCCUUUCAGUAACAUGUUUAGCUUUGGUGGCAAGAAGAAGGUGGACGAGCCCGAACCGGAAGAAAAGAAAACCAACUGGUGGACUUUGUAA
This is a messenger RNA of Phaeodactylum tricornutum CCAP 1055/1, 474 nucleotides long. RefSeq lists its product with no specific name. The coding region runs from base 1 to 474 and encodes 157 amino acids. The record is from RefSeq and is a predicted model, not a curated record. NCBI's taxonomy places the organism in Eukaryota, Bacillariophyta, Bacillariophyceae, Surirellales, Neidiaceae. The transcript has 3 exons.